AUGUUUUUAUGGAUAAUAUUAGCUUCACUUCUUGUAACUGGCUUGGUAGUUGGAUGUGUUUUCCUCGCAUGGAAGCUGUACCAAUGUUGGAGGAAGAAGCAUAAUAGAGUCUCUGGCGAGGACGAUAGUUCUUAUAGUACUAGUAGUUCGUCAGAUACUGCUGUUAGAAGGUCUGAUUAUCCAGUUCGACAAUAUGUAUCAUAUCAGAAUGAACAACGCUAUUAUCAAGUUAACCAAGAAAUACUUUUAAGAAAUGCUCUAGAUCAAUUUCAACAAGAGCAGGAAAGAGAAAUAUAUACAAUUGCAAAAGAGUUAUAUGAAUAUCAAAAAAUAAUUCAAAAUGAUGAACUUCAAGAAAUACUUUUCCUAUCAGUUAUUUUUCUCGAAAAUAUUAAUGAGAUUCAAAGUAGCUUCAAUGGUAUGAAGAUGUUAGAAGAUUUUCGUGAUUUAUUACGGAAUGUUCGAGAUGAAAUUCGUAGUGCAUUAAAUACACGUCGCACCAUUCGGGUUGCUAUUCUUCAACGUAAUGGAAACGAAAUUCGAGGAAUGGUUGCGCAAUUUCAGGCAUAA
Molecule: messenger RNA, 570 nt
Organism: Trichomonas vaginalis G3
Lineage: Eukaryota; Parabasalia; Trichomonadida; Trichomonadidae
Exons: 1
Coding region: 1-570 (189 amino acids)
Source: RefSeq, a predicted model, not a curated record